Messenger RNA from Clonostachys rhizophaga, 2052 nucleotides. The record is from the annotation of a GenBank genome assembly. NCBI's taxonomy places the organism in Eukaryota, Fungi, Ascomycota, Sordariomycetes, Hypocreales, Bionectriaceae.
AUGCCUCUCGGACCCGCGGCACGAUGUCGUCGCACGACCCGACGGCAGCCAUCUGCCCCCCAGGUCGCCGCAAAGCUCCUCAACCUCGCGACGUGCCGAACUAUUGAGGCCCAGCAACGCAGGCCCGUCGGCUUCUGUCGCUUCUCAAGCUCCCAGAAGGGGCCCAUCGAGAGACGCCGGCUGCUGGGGAAGCGCCACAUGACGGGCAUGAUGGCAGAACCCCCCACAUACAAUCCUUCCUGGCAUUUUGAGGUUAUGAACGACCCGAAGGAGUGGCAAUGGGAACCUCCUACGACGCCCGAAACUCGACGCAAGCACAACGCCGAAAUUAGUGUGAAAAAUCUCAGUGGGAAGCUACUUCGGUGGCUCGAAAACUCGAAUAUGGAUAAGCCAUUCCUCGACCCGCCUUCAGAAGUCCUCAACUCAUCGGCAGUAAUCGACUCACCAGCAGUUGCGGACUUAGAACUUCCCAACUCAUCGGCGGUAGUCGACUCACCAGCAGUAGCCGACUCACCAAUAGUUGAGCAAUCGAUCACUGUACCUUUAGACGAUCCGGCCACCACUUAUACAGAAUUACAGCAAUUACGAUCUGCCAUACUGGGGCUGGAAAAUAUUACAAAAGAGUCCCUGCGGUCAGUGAGAGGCAAAUUUUGCAAGAAACUAGUAAAGAGGAUCGGGUCCCACCAUAUUACAACAGAAGAACUUCUUGCAACUAUGAGACCUCUGGAUGCGGCCACCAUGGCACACAUCCCCGAGAAACCCCUUGCUCACAACAUCGUCUUGCAAGUCCGAACUGCCGUCCUUACCACGCUCUCCAAGUGGCGAGCCAAGGGACAUCGCAGAGAUGACUAUAGAGAAGCCUGGGAGGCGAUCCUGAACGAUGCGCUUGCGGCGACAGCAAAAGGUGCUGGCUUCCGGACUCUGGCGCUGAUAAUCGAAAAGGCAGAGCCCAUGGACAGAAAUCUGCUGCCUGUUGACCGGCUUGCUACGGUGCUCUACGACUUGAUCCGGUCAAUAGUGCUGGCACCCACGAACCAAGCCAAGCUGCAGAACCUCGCGGAACUUGCCCAGGUGAUGCAGUUUUUCGAGCCUCACAUGCGAGAAGCCAUCGGCCAGAAGGUCGAGUCUAUCGUUGCCGAGACAUACCAUGCCGGCCUCAAUUAUGAAUACCGAUUCUGGUGGAUGUUUUUCAAGGCACACUACAUCGAGAUGUCAUUUUCCGGCUUCGAACAGGCUGUCAAUUCCUACUUGGGAUCUGACCAACGGCCAAACGACCAACAAACCUUGCUACUCACAUCGGCAAGAAUGUUUGCCGAUGAAUACCUGGAUGCAAGAUUAUACACGCACUUUACCCGUCAGGUGGUGCGUCGUGGCUACCGGGAAAACGACUGGCUGACCCUAGCUGGAAUGGUCAUGGACUCGAGAGGCCGCGUUGGCCUGACGAGCCUUUGGUGCCACCUGGGCGCCCUCAAAUGGGAUAUCCGUGUCUUCGAGAAGCUCAUCAUCCUCUCGCGGAAGCCCAGCCCCUUCGUCGUACAGGACACGUUGAAGGUGAUCAAGAACAUCGUCUCCAACCCGCUUCUCCCCUCGCUCAGAUUCUGGGAGGCCCUGAAGGACGAGAAGAGUAGAAUCAUGCCCCCGAAGCCCACAUCUGCCGAGGCCAGUACCGCGCCCCGCGUUAGUGACAAGCGCUUCAGGCGCACCAGGCGGGAGCUGAUGGACCUGGUAGACAAGAUAGCUCUCUGGUACGAGAAAGCCCCAGAGCUGACCGACCGCAUGGCCUUUCGCGGAGUGUCCCGCUGCAUCCGAUAUCAAAGCCAACUGUCCGGUCGGCCGACGGACAAGGUCCUCCGGUCCAUGACAAACGUUGUUAUGAAAAGCCUGAGCAAAGGGCAGCCUGCACCAGUAGGACGUUUGCAGCAUUACAUCGCGAACAUUGUUGCUCCUAGCCUUGGGGUACAAGUUGCCCGUGAUUGUAGUAUCAUCAUAGCCUCAUGGCAGAAACAAGCCACUGUCGAUCUAGAGGAAGUAAUAAAGGCAAAGAGAAGAUAA